Messenger RNA from Vitis riparia (riverbank grape), 2854 nucleotides. RefSeq names its product potassium channel SKOR-like. The coding region runs from base 83 to 2659 and encodes 858 amino acids. Gene Ontology annotation, molecular function: protein binding; voltage-gated potassium channel activity. NCBI's taxonomy places the organism in Eukaryota, Viridiplantae, Streptophyta, Magnoliopsida, Vitales, Vitaceae. The record is from RefSeq and is a predicted model, not a curated record. Gene Ontology annotation, biological process: transmembrane transport; potassium ion transport. Gene Ontology annotation, cellular component: membrane. The transcript is spliced from 13 exons.
AAUCACUAACGCAAGCCCACUCAUUGCUGUCAUCACACGCCAACAGUCCUCGUUUUUUUUAUAUACCACUCUUAAUGUGUGAAUGCCCACUCAGCCAACCAUCUCCUUCACUCAGAUCUUCAAACACCUGAAGAAAAAAAAGAAGAAAAAGGUAAUGAUGAUGAGUAUGCAUGGCCGAAAUAAGAGAGGAGAGAGUAGCACUAGGGCAGGCAAUGAGUCCGAAGAAGAAGAUUACGAGAUUGAGAUCGAUGGGCUUCAAGAUAAAGCCUUGUGGAGAACUUGGUUCAGGUCUCUGGUCUGCCGCCAGCAGACCGUGCCGGAUUCUGCUCGGAGUCGAAUUGGCAGGAUCGUGGCUGCUACGGCCAAUGAAACAAGAGGCAGAUUCAUCAUUCGUCCAGAUAACUGGUGGUAUAUGGUAUGGACGCAUUUCAUACUGAUAUGGGCAGUCUACUCGUCAUUCUUCACACCAAUGGAGUUCGGAUUCUUCAGAGGCUUGCCGGAGAAUCUUUUCCUUCUCGACAUUGCCGGCCAGUUGGCGUUUCUCGUCGACAUGGUCGUCCGCUUCUUCGUCGCCUUUCGUGACACUCAGUCAUACACUACUGUCGACAGCCACAAGCGCAUUGCCCUCAGGUACUUGAAAUCUCGGUUUGUGGUCGAUUUUCUCGGCUGUCUGCCACUGGAUGCUAUUUACCAGUUUUGUGGCAGGAAAGAACCGGUGAGGUACCUAUUGUGGAUUAGGCUAAGUCGGGCACUAAGAGUUACAGAGUUUUUUGAGAAGUUGGAGAAAGAUAUCCGAAUCAAUUACUUGUUUACAAGGAUUGUGAAACUUCUUGUUGUUGAACUAUAUUGCACACACGCUGCUGCCUGCAUCUUUUACUAUCUUGCCACCACCAUGCCUGCCUCCCAGGAAGGUUAUACGUGGAUAGGAAGCCUAAAGAUGGGUGACUAUAGUUAUUCUCAUUUCAGAGAUAUUGAUCUUUGGAAGCGCUAUUUUACAUCGCUAUAUUUUGCCAUUGUUACAAUGGCAACUGUUGGUUAUGGAGACAUACAUGCAGUCAAUGUCAGGGAAAUGCUAUUUGUCAUGGCUUAUGUUUCCUUUGACAUGAUUCUUGGCGCUUAUCUGCUUGGUAACAUGACAGCAUUGAUCGUCAAAGGAUCAAAGACAGAAAAGUUUAGGGAUAGAAUGGCAGAACUUAUUAGCUACAUGAACAGAAACAAACUUGGGAGGCAGAUAAGUAAUGAAAUCAAACACCAUAUGCGAUCGCAGUACGAGACCAGCUACACAGAAGCUGCUUUACUUCAGGAUAUUCCAGUGUCUAUUCGUGCUAAGAUCUCACAAAAGUUAUAUGGGCCCUACAUUAGCAAGGUUUCUCUUUUCAAGGGAUGCUCCCCGGGAUUCCUUAAGCAGAUUGCAACCAGAGUCCACGAGGAAAUUUUCCUCCCAGGAGAAGUGAUACUUGAAGAGGGAAAUAUGGUGGAUCAACUUUAUAUUGUCUGUAAUGGUAAACUGAAGGGAGUAGGAAGCAACGAAGAAGAAACUGAAGGACCUCUGAUUCAUCUACAAACUAAUGACUCAUUUGGUGAAAUUCCUCUUUUAUGUAACACUCCUCAGGCUUAUACAGUUCAAGUUGUUGAACUAUGCAGGCUCGUGCGACUUGAUAAACAAUCUUUCAUAAACAUUCUUGAGAUAUACUUUUCUGAUGGGCGGAUCAUAUUAAACAACCUUCUUGAGGGAAAAGGAUCAAAUCUUCGAAACAAGAUAUUGGAAUCUGAUAUCACACUUUAUAUUGGAAAGCGUGAGGCAGAGGUGGCUAUGAGGGUAAAUUGUGCUGCUUAUAAUGGGGAUUUGUACCAACUAAGGCGUUUGAUUGAGGCAGGAGCAGAUCCCAAUAAGACAGACUAUAAUGGAAGAUCGCCUUUGCAUUUUGCGGCAUCCAAGGGAUAUGAAGAUAUUACUGAUUACCUUAUUGAACUGAGAGUGAACAUCCAUCUUUCAGAUAAUUUUGGAAACACUCCCUUGCUUGAAGCCAUAAAGAAUGGGCAUGAUGGAGUCACUUCUUUACUAGUUAAAGCAGGGGCAUUAUUGACAGUGGAAGACGCUGGUAACUGUCUCUGCAUGACUGUUGUAAGGAGGGAUUUAAAUUUUUUGAAAAGGCUUUUGGCCAAUGGCAUUAAUCCAAAUGCCAAAAAUUAUGAUUCACGAACACCACUUCAUCUUGCUGCCUCAGAAGGGUUAUAUUUAAUGACAAAUUUACUGUUGGAAGCAGGGGCAAGUGUUCUCGCAAAGGAUAGAUGGGGAAAUACUCCACUUGAUGAAGCUCGCAUUGGUGGAAAUAAGAAUUUAAUCAAGCUUCUGGAAGAAGCGAUGUCUGCUCAGUUGUCUGAAUUCUCUUCUUGCUCUCAAGAAAUUCGAGCUGAUAAAAUGCGUCAAAGGAAGUGCAUUGUGUUCCCCUUCCACCCUUGGGAUUCCAAAGAGGAAAGAAAGCAGGGAGUUGUAUUAUGGAUUCCGAAGACCAUUGAAGAGCUCAUUGAGACAGCCAUGGAGCAGUUAAAAUGUUCUAGUGGCUCCUGCAUUUUAUCUGAAAAUGGAGCUAAAAUUACUGACAUUGACAUGAUUAGUGAUCAAGAGAAGCUAUUUUUGGUUGCUGAGACUAUAUAGGUAAAUAAGAUGCCUUUGUGAAAGCAGGCCCUUGUUAACUUCAGGAAUCAGUUAAUACUUUGUUGGCAUGUCAAAACUAACUGAAAAUAAUAAACAAUAAUAAUUUUAAAAAAAAUGUAAUUAUGAGAAGUGAACUUGAUAAUAGUUUCUCUUCUGAGUUUCCCUUAUAAUUUUCAUUCUUAGAAGACUAUCAAA